UUGUCAAAAGUGCUCCAUUCAAGAUAAACUUCUUUAAGUGAUAACGAUACAUACAGGCAGCCUCCAUUAAUUAUUGUUUUUCUCCCUUUUUUCUUUCUUUUUUAGAAUGAAAAUAACAGGAUCAUUUAUCGUUAUCAUUUUUCUUACUGCGGGAUUUGAACUGAGUUUUUCCUCACCUGUGAAUGAUAUUAGUAGAAAAGGCAAACUUUUUGAAUGCACUAAGCAUGACGAUUGUGAGCAAGGGCAAUGUUGUACUUUUCAAAGUCGGCAGACUCUCAAAGGAACUACUAACAUAAUUUGGAAAUGCAAACCAUUAGGAGAUGUAAACAGACUAUGCCAUAGCUUAGGGAAUGUGCAUUGUCCUUGUCGUCAGGGUCUGAAGUGUAAGCCUAAGUCAGUUUGGUUUUUUGGUGCUGGAGUUUGUGAGCAAAAGUGACAUUUAUUGAUAAAAAAUUUACACAAUUUAAAAUUAGAUUUUCAAAUUGUGUGAUUGUUGAUUGCGAAAAUAUUUUAUUAAUUAUUGUAUUAACAAUUGUGUAACAAUUGUAUAUAAGUAAAAUUGUGCCAGAGCAAAAUAAAUGCAUUUUGCCCGAAAA
Messenger RNA from Parasteatoda tepidariorum (common house spider), 596 nucleotides. Lineage: Eukaryota; Metazoa; Arthropoda; Arachnida; Araneae; Theridiidae. The record is from RefSeq and is a predicted model, not a curated record.